CAUGAAACUCCACACGAAUCUCAGCUCUGUUAUAGUACGCACUUAUUUUGCUGCGGGGAAUGUCAUACAGUACUAACCACUACUCACCGGAACUGUUUUAAAAUAUUAUAAAGCAAAAUAAAUGGCAGAUAUCAGUUAUCAUAAUAAAUGUAACCAUACAGAUUUAACAUCAAACUUCACAAUCUGGGAAAAUAAAGCUGAAGAUCCUCAUUUAUUAUAUAUAACAUUUACACCAAUUUUAAUACUCCUAUGUUUAUUUACAAUAAUAGUUAAUAUAAUAUUAUUAUUGUCUACUUUAUGGAUAAAAAAACCACUUUCACCAACUUUAUAUAUAAGUUUAAGUUUAGCAGGUACAGAUCUCUACACUUCAUUUUUACUAGGUCUUAGUUUUACUGUUCACAGUCUUUUACCUGAAGGAUUUCAAAUAGUAUUAAUGACUAAUUGUAUGAGUUUGGUAUUAGAAGCUUUAAGAUUGGGAGCAAUAGUAACAACUGCAGGACAUUUAUUAUUAUUAGCUUUUAACCAUUACAUUGGUAUACUACGACCACUUCAUUAUUCAGCAACAGUCACUCAUGGAACUUUGUCUUUAUUUAUGAUUUUUUUAUGGAUUGCACCACCAUCUUUUUUAUUAACUUAUUUCAACAUGAUACCAUGCCAAGCAUUUCAAUCUCAUCAUUGUAGUUAUGAUUUUUUAUUAGAAUCAAAAUUUAGGAGUGCAUUUACAGCUGUAUUAUUUGGAUCUUUAUUAACGAUGGGAUUUAUAUACUAUCACAUAUUUACUAUAGUAAAAAGGCACCAAGCUAAUCGUUUACUAUACAAACAAAGUGGUAGCAUGUACAAUAAAAAAUCUACACGGGUGAAUUUUAAACAAUCAACUUGUUCACAACAAUGUAAAACUGAAAAAGCUGUUUACACCACAUUAAUGAUUGUGGGUAGUGUAGUUAUAGGAUGGAUGCCAGCAUGUUUACAGUAUUAUUUAAUAUGCAAUAAUUGUGUAAUACAACCAGAUUGGUCAAGUUUAAAAAUAAGGUUUUACACAUACUUUGCAAUCAACUGCCUAGUAAUUCUAAAAUCAGCAGUAAAUUCCUAUAUUUAUGCAGCUAGAAUGCAAGAUAUUCAGGUUGCAAUAUGCAAAAUGUACUACCAAACAAAACGAAAAAUGAAUAGAAAAAAUAACAAUACUUUGGAUUCUAUAGAAAAUGAUGAUUACAAAUUUAAUAAAUCAUCAAUGAAAGGUUUUCCCAUUAAAGAAAAUAGCCAAAAGUUCAUCAGUGUCAAAUUUAGAUUAAAAAAAGGAAACAGAGAGCAAUGUGGGUAUAUACCUACAAUUUUGAUACAUGUUUGCAAUAGAUAUAACAAACUAGACAACUUUUUUAUAAUUUCUCAGUAAAAAAUUGCAAUAUAAAAUAUUGAAUAUCAAUUUCAUACUAAAAUUAAUUUCUAUUAUAUGUAAUUAUACAUGCAUUAUACUUAUAAAUCAUAAAACUAGUAAUCAGGAUAUAAUUAAAUAAAUAGAAAUUGUUUUUAGAAUAAUCUAACAAUUAAUUCUAAAAAUUAAACACUUUACAAAUUUGCAUU
Messenger RNA from Daktulosphaira vitifoliae (grape phylloxera), 1578 nucleotides. RefSeq names its product trace amine-associated receptor 3-like. Gene Ontology annotation, molecular function: G protein-coupled receptor activity. NCBI's taxonomy places the organism in Eukaryota, Metazoa, Arthropoda, Insecta, Hemiptera, Phylloxeridae. Bases 122 to 1390 code for a protein of 422 amino acids. Gene Ontology annotation, biological process: G protein-coupled receptor signaling pathway. Gene Ontology annotation, cellular component: membrane. The transcript has 6 exons. The record is from RefSeq and is a predicted model, not a curated record.